Molecule: messenger RNA, 2640 nt
Organism: Macrosteles quadrilineatus (aster leafhopper)
Lineage: Eukaryota; Metazoa; Arthropoda; Insecta; Hemiptera; Cicadellidae
Product: transient receptor potential channel pyrexia-like
Exons: 11
Coding region: 59-2530 (823 amino acids)
Biological process (GO): transmembrane transport; monoatomic ion transport
Cellular component (GO): membrane
Molecular function (GO): monoatomic ion channel activity; protein binding
Source: RefSeq, a predicted model, not a curated record
UGUUGCUUUGUGAUUUCUCUAAUCGACCAAUAACUUUUGUACUAAAAACUCUACAAAAAUGGUAAAUUACUCAAAUACUGAUAGAAAUGAAAUAGAAUUCUCAAGCACAGUUUUACGUUCCAGAAUUAUUGAUUUAUCCAGGGCAAUAAUGUUGAAUGAUUUAGCUAAAGUUGACAGAAUUAUUGCAUCAGAUAAUUUUUUUCUUGAGUUGGUAAAUUGUAGUCUAGGACCUCAAAGAAUGACUCCUUUACAUCUUGCAUCAUCCAGGGGCCAAUCCUUGGGGUUGGUCAGCCUUCUCGUACGGAAAGGAGCUCAGGUUUCAGCGACUGACAAGAUAGGGCGGAGUGCUUUACACUACGCUGCAGCCAGGGGUGACAAUGAAAUGGUUCGAUUCUUGGUCAAUGCCAAAGCUGAGGUCAACUGCCGAUUAAAAAUACAACAUUCACUUCAACCAACUUCAGUAUGUGUUGAGAAACUACCUAAAGAUUUGGACUGUGAAUAUGAGCGUCUCCAGAUUCUUGUACCGUUGCCAACAUCCUGGGGAAGAAGUCCACUUCACCAAGCGGUUAAGGGAGGACACGUAGAGUGUGUAAAAACACUUCUGGACAACGGAGCAGAUGUCAACUUAGAAGAUGACAAGGGACUGACUCCUCUGCUUCUAGCUGGGGCUGGUGGCUUAGCUAGGUAUGAAGCCAUAGUUGAUCUAUUGGUAAGCCAUGGGGCUCAAAUCAACAAGAUCAACGCGGAUUUAAAUACGUCAGCAUUGUACCACGCAGUGGCGCUGGGGUCAGUCAGAGCUUCACAGACUUUGCUUGAGGCCGGAGCACUAGACCUCUCCUGCUCUCACACGUUUAAACGUGCUGAAACUGUGCUUCAUGUAGCCGCAACCGGAGGUUCCUCCACCCUUGUUGAUCUUCUUCUCAAUUUUGGUGCCUCUAAAUAUGUAAACUGGCCAAAUACUGUUGGCUGCACUCCGCUUCACAAGGCAGCUUACGGAGGUUUCAGAGAAUGUCUAAUACUUCUCAUGGAUAAAGGAGGAGAUAUUUCCAUGAUAUCUGAUGGCGAUAUGACUGUAAUGGAUGUUAUCAUGUCAUACAUUCCUCGCCCAAUCAACUUUCUAACUGACUGCCUUGAUUCUAGAAUUAACGCCAACAACUCAUCAAUAAAUGACAGAGAUUUUGAGAUUUAUUUGGACUUCACUUUCCUUUCCCCUCAAGACUGCAAACGUCAGAUGUCGGUAGUUUCAACUUUUACAAAUACUUCAGAGAUACUUCAGCAUCCCCUGGUUGAGUCUUUCGUCUUGGCUAAGUGGAGAAAACUUCGCUUCUUUUUCCUAUUCAUCGUGUUUGUCCACCUUACUUUUGUUAUUUCUCUUUCCACUUACAUAUUAAUUUGGGUCCACAAAAAGGAGCAGAUGAUUGGGUCCAGGCUGGUGCUGAUGUUUUCCAGCUGUGUACUACUGGUGUACGCAGCUACUGAACUCGUGAUGAUGGGUAGGCAGCGACUGAGACAGUUUGAGUCCUGGCUGACUCUCGCUAACUGUUUCCUCUCCCUUUUGAUCACCCUCUGCACCCCUGGAGGGUUUGAUUUCUCAGCUUCUGUGAAAGAACCAAUGCCUUACUGGGUUCGACACAUUGCAUCCAUUGUUACCCUGCUGAGUUGGGGUGCCUUGAUGUCUCUCAUUGGUCGCUUUCCGUCAUGGGGCUACUACGCUCUCAUGUUUAGCGUUGUCUUGCAAAAUGUCAUGAAGGUUUUCCUUACAUUCAUCUGUCUGGUGAUCGGGUUUGCGCUGAGUUUCUCCGUUCAGUUCCCUCAAGACCUUGAGUUCAGCAACCCCUGGCUGUCCCUGGUACGAACAACGGUAAUGAUGACUGGAGAGUAUGACUACAACAGUCUUUUUGGUGGCAACAAAACAGAGACAGCAGGUGAGGAAUGGCCACUUGUACCUACAAGUCGUGUUAUCUUCUUAUUGUUCGUCCUCCUGGCCUCCGUCGCUCUCAUGAACUUGAUGAUUGGAUUGGCUGUCAGUGACAUCCAGGGACUCCAAACUGAGGGCAACAUAAGGAGGCUGCAGAAGCAAUGUGAUUUUGUUUCUCAUCUGGAAUAUGUCCUAAGCCAUAAGGUAUUCACAAGGUAUGUGGAAUGGCUGGUGCCUAAAUUUGUUACAAGGCACCAAAUACCUACCUUCGUCACUGUCCGACCCAGUACCUUCACUGACUUUGAGACUCUGCCAACCUACCUGCUAGAGAGGCUCAUCAACAUUGCCCUCCAGAACAGAAGCAAGCCUCAAAAGUUCAAAAUACUUGAAGAAACGGACAAAGAAAUAAAACCAGUUGACGUGGCUCAUCUAAAGCAGUUGUUGUUGGAAACAAUGUCGAUUCUGAACAGUGGACGACUCCAGAGUGUGACCAGCUGUGAUGAGAUGGACAGUGGUAGGCCUGCGGAGGACAACUCAGUCAGUGUGAACGCAAUGUUACGACGUGUCAGCACCCCCAAACACCCCUUCAUCCACAAGAAUUUUCAGCACUAAAUUAUGUUCAUGACAUGUAGCCUAAAUUAUAUUUAAGUAGGUAAUCAAAUACAUAAAUGUUACAAAAUUCAAACCCAAUUUUGAAUAUUCAAGCACCAUUCAUGUUUAAA